Andrographis paniculata is the source of this 3275-nucleotide messenger RNA. RefSeq lists its product as uncharacterized. The record is from RefSeq and is a predicted model, not a curated record. The coding region runs from base 506 to 2911 and encodes 801 amino acids. The transcript has 16 exons. NCBI's taxonomy places the organism in Eukaryota, Viridiplantae, Streptophyta, Magnoliopsida, Lamiales, Acanthaceae.
AGAACCAGGUGAAGUGGAGUCGAGCUUGAUGUCUGCCAGGUUUCCUCGUAAUUCACUCUUUCUUAAUUCUUCAACACUCUUCGCCUCCCUGUGCCGCCGCCAACCGCCGCGUUUUCGCUUCCACCGCCGGACCGCGUGCACGACUGCCACUUCCAUCGUGCCUUCCGGAAUUGGGGAGGAAUAGUUUCGUUUCCAGGACAUUUCUGUGGUGUUGCUGCGCUGUGAAUUGCAACAUUGAAGUUAAUAUGCAUCUAUAGGUCGAAUUGCAAUAGCAAGUAAAACAUCGUAUCUCUGAUUGUGGGGGUUGUAUUGUGAAGAGUCCUCUCAGCACAAGAUCUACCCCCAGUAAGAAGUAUUCCAUCCAUUUUUGGUGUGAACCUGCUGUGUUAACUGACUUGCUACAAGCUAAUUUUUGAGAUCAGUACAAUACAUGACCAUAUAUAAUUAGCUUUUGGGUCUGAGGUUUGGGAGGGAUGCGAAUUUCCAGCACACAAGCACAGCAUAGAUGUCACUUUUUGUGCAACGUCUCAAAUGGAUGAUCAAUGGGUUUAACCGAUCAGCAUCAGUGAGCCCCAAGAGUUUGGAUUGUCCUGAUGUGAAACCUUUAACUGGCCCGAAUGAACUUGAUGUUCUCAAGCCUAGCUAUAGUAAUCCAUUUAAACAGCGAAUGAUGGAGGUCUCAAAUGAAAUUUCGAUAUACAUCCAUCGAUUUCACAACCUUGACUUGUUUCAGCAAGGAUGGUAUCAACUUAAGAUUAUGCUAAGGUGGGAGGAUGGUGACUCUGGUCUGGGGAUUCCGGCAAGAGUUGUUCAAUAUGAAGCUCCUGAUUUGGGUUCUAAUGAUAUCAUUGGAGUAUGGAGGAUUGACGACACAGAUCAUAGUUUUUCUACACCACCUUUUCGAAUUAGAUAUGCGAGACAGGAUAUACUUUUGGCUAUGAUGGUCUCUUUCAGCAUACCGCUGUAUAAACUUGAGGGAAUAUCCAAGUCGGCUGUUAUUCUGAAGUUUGAGCUGUUGUACACGCCUGUGUUGGAGAACAGGUCCAUUGUUCAAACUUGUUUAGACACGAGCCCUGCUGCAGUUCACGAAUUCCGCCUUCCCCCAAAAGCGCUGUUGGGAUUGCAUGUGUAUUGUCCGGUUUAUUUUGAUGCUUUUCAUUCUGUAUUAGUAGAUACAUGUGUGCAUGCCAGCCUUCUGAAACGUAGGGUCUACACCACCUCGCAGAAGGUAUCAAGCGAUACUAAAGAUAAUGGAACUGGUGCUUCUACAUGGCAUGAUAGAGCAACACAGAUUAUUGCAGUGAAAGCAUUAUCAAGUGCUCGUGACAUACUUGUGGAGGAGCUACAAAAGCUCAGCAAGGCUAUUGAUAAGCCAAUUGAUAUCAAGGAUUUUACUUUGAAAGAAUUGACCAGUUUGACUCAAGCAGAUCUGGAUCUGGCUGAUGCUGAAGUUCCAAAGCAGCAGAAACCAAAUGGGGAAGUUGACUAUUCGAGUGAUAGCAUUCUUCAUUCUUUGCCAGAAGAUAAACUGCUCAAAGCAUUUGAUUUGAUUGGCAAUCAAAUGUUCUAUUUAUGGAGUAUGUUUCUAAACUUUCACAGGGUAAAUGUAAAGAAGAUUCUCGAAUUUCUGUGUGAAGAGUGGGCUGUUGAUCGUCAAACUGAAUGGUCAAUCUGGAUGGUCCAUACUAAAGUUGAGAUGCCUCAUCAGCAUGUAAGUAGCAUGAGCGAAGACAGCUCUAGUAAUGGUUCUCGUGGUAAAACAUUGUCUCUGCGCAAGUUAACUAGAGAUCCUGCACAAAUGGCAGCUAUGAGGGCUGAGCUCCAUAGGCGAAGUAUUGCGCAAAUGAGGAUCAACAGCCGGUCUGUACAAGACAUGUACAUAUUUGGAGACCCAUCCCGCAUCCCCAUUGUGAUUGUCGAACGUGUUGUCCAUGCUCCCAUUAGCUCGACUAGUGGAAAUUCUUACUUCAGCCAAGUGGAGGAGAAAGAUAAAAACAGCCUGAAUGCCGUGGCUGAUCCUAAACCCUCAAACACACUAUCUGUUGCAGGAACUCAUCAAAAGGGCCGCAUCCUGAAGAUUGUAGUUUUUGUACAUGGAUUCCAGGGUCAUCAUCUCGACCUCCGGCUUGUUCGAAACCAGUGGCUUUUAUUAGACCCGAAGACAGAAUUUUUAAUGUCAGAGGUUAAUGAAGAGAAGACAUCCGGAGAUUUUAGAGAAAUGGGGCAAAGGCUAGCUCAAGAGGUUGUAUCUUUUGUGAAAAAGAAAAUGGACAAGGCAUCGAGAUCUGGGGUCUUGAGAACAAUCCGGCUAAGCUUCGUUGGACAUUCCAUCGGGAAUAUCAUCUUACGAACAGCACUAACAGAUACUGCUAUGAUUCCGUAUCUGAGAUAUCUUUAUACUUAUCUCUCGGUCUCUGGCCCACACCUCGGUUAUCUUUACAGCUCAAACUCUUUGUUCAAUGGUGGAUUGUGGGUCUUGAAGAAGUUCCGAGGCACUCAGUGUAUCCAUCAGCUGACUUUCACCGAUGACUCUGAUUUGCAAAACACUUUCUUAUACAAACUGUCUAAGGAAAGAACAUUGGAGCAUUUCCAAAAUAUUAUACUGCUAUCUUCACCCCAGGACGGGUACGUGCCUUACCAUUCUGCAAGAAUCGAGUCAUGCGCCGCGUCUGUAGGAGACAAUUCGAGAAAGGGCAGAGCCUUUCUGGAGAUGCUCGACAACCUCUUGGACCAAAUACAGUCCCCAUCCUCGGAGCAUCGAAUGUUCAUGCGCUGCGACGUCAACUUCGACAUCUCCACGCAAGGCACGAGCCUGAACACCAUCAUCGGCCGGGCUGCCCACAUCGAGUUCCUGGAGACAGACAUCUUCGCCAAGUUCAUAAUGUGGUCCUUCCCCGAUCUAUUCCGCUGAUCUUUCUCAUUUCCCGAAUGUCCCAUCCAUCCUACCUCGACCUUUUCGCUCGGGGGGAUAACUACCGUUGAAUCCUGGGGAUGGCGGACCGGGAAAGCUGUGAAAACUAUCUGGAAAUCACCCUGGGCGCCGGUGCAUACAAUGCUCGAUUAUUGCUGUGUAAAAUUCGACGGGAUUCGAGUGUAUUUAAUGAAGCGAAACAGGUGCUAAGUUUAUUAUUCGAGCAAGAGCUAAGCUGUAUUAUAAAUUUAACAUAGAGGGAAGACGAUGAACGCCAGAUGUUAUGAACAGGUGCUAAGCUUAUAAUUCGAGCAUUUUGUUUAUAUAUAUUGCUAAAUUUAUUUUUGAAAUGUUUAUGGAAAAA